This is a messenger RNA of Theileria parva strain Muguga, 736 nucleotides long. RefSeq names its product Reticulon family protein. Bases 166 to 702 code for a protein of 178 amino acids. Lineage: Eukaryota; Apicomplexa; Aconoidasida; Piroplasmida; Theileriidae. The record is from RefSeq and is a predicted model, not a curated record. The transcript is spliced from 2 exons.
AUUUGAUAGAGAAAACAAGUUAUAAUCACUAAUAUAUGCUCAAUUUAUUCAAUAAAUUGAUUGGAAGCUCAGGUUAUAUUAAAACACAUUUUUGUUUUAAUUAUAACUCUUUAUAGAUCCAGAUAUAUAUACCGAAUUCUACAGGAAAGUCUCAUUAUUUUUAAGAUGGAAAAGGAAUCGAAGUUAGUGCCAUUUUUGUUUCUUCUGUCGUUCAACGCACUUCAGUUUUCAACAUACGUUCUAAAGUUACCACCGCUAUUUCUUCUUAGCAAGUGUUUUCUAGGACUCGUGUUUUUGGGGGGCUUUUUAAGGCUUGUUAGGGGCGAUAGAUCAACAAAGUUAAGGGAACGUUUUCAUACUGACUUGUUCUCAUCUGAUUCGGUCGAUCGGGUAGUCAAAUUUCUCUCUAGGAAAGUCAAUGUUGUCUUUGUUCAAACAAAGUCUGUUGUUCUGUGGGACGACCCAGUGAAGUCUCUAUACACUCUCGUCCUAUUAUAUCUGUUAAGUGAACUUCUUAAAGUCGUACCGUCAGUUCUUGUCGUUUUUGUUCUCGUUUGGGUAUUCUUUUUAUACUUUUACAUGAACGACUUCUUAAGAAAGAACGUCUACACGUACUUUGAACCUUACGUAAAAGAAUGUGUAAAUUUCAUGUAUAAAAUGUAUAGCAGCGUUCCAAAACUCAACGAAAACAAACUAUUGUAACCAACUUUAAAAAACUCAAUUUCUUCAUAUUUUA